CUUCGUGAAUGAGAACCCUUACACAUAUAUACAUAUAUAUGUAGCACUACAAUACUUAUAAAACAUAUAUAUACUGAUCGAUAUAUAUAUAUAGAUAUAAUGGAGGAGAUACGAAGUGCAGCAAAGGCGUAUUAUGAAAAGUCCAACGAAGGAAAGCAACAGGCUGAGGAGUUGUACCAAUGGCUGGACACAAAACAAAAUGGUUUCAUAGGGUUCAAAGUUUAUAGGGAAAAGCUCUACCAUCUGAAGGAAAAGCUCAACAACAAGGGUGUUACUGAGCCCAUCUUUUUCGGUCAUCUGGACAGAAACGAUGAUGGGCGUCUAGACAAGCAAGACGUUAUCACCUUGUCAUAUCUUAUCUAUAAUGGGAAACUUUUGUUUUGCGAGAGCUGUGGAGCUUUUCUCAUCGGCCAAUAUUUUAGCUGCGUCAAAUGCUUCGCUUCUACAACCGACGGUUCAUUCUACAAGCUGUGCAGCCGUUGUUACCACCGUGAUAUGUUCGACCACCACGCAGACCACACCCAGUUUACUGCUGAUCUAUCGCUGCUCAUGAAAACCAGACAGCACCGGGCUAAAACCAAUCCUUCUUUGUUAGAGGACCCUUUCAAAUUACUACGUUUAAGUUUUCUUGCUUAUAAACUUGGUUCUUUCGCCGGAGCAACUAUUGCGGGUACUGGAGUCGGAGUUGCCGCAAGUAGUGGCGUAGCUGCAUGUGACUUUGGUUCUGCUUCGGAUUCUACAUCUGUCGCAGCAGAAGCAGCAGAUCCAAGUUCCUUUACAGAUAUCCUUUCCACAGUGUUUGAAAAUGUGUUGAAUUUUUUGUAAGCAUCGAAAUGAAGAGGCAUAUGCCUUUUAAUAUUCACCUUUGGUUGUUGUUGUUAAUUGUCGUUUAUUGCUAGAAUUUUGUAUGUGUUGUCUUAAGUUACUAGUUUGCCUAUGUUCUUUUGUGUGCUAUAUGGCAACUAUGUAAAACAAGAAAUAUCAUUUUGGCCCUUGAUCUUUUUGAAUACGCGAUUAGUUUUUGUGUUU
Humulus lupulus (European hop) is the source of this 1029-nucleotide messenger RNA. RefSeq lists its product as uncharacterized. The coding region runs from base 100 to 825 and encodes 241 amino acids. The transcript is spliced from 2 exons. NCBI's taxonomy places the organism in Eukaryota, Viridiplantae, Streptophyta, Magnoliopsida, Rosales, Cannabaceae. The record is from RefSeq and is a predicted model, not a curated record.